Messenger RNA from Aedes albopictus (Asian tiger mosquito), 3438 nucleotides. RefSeq lists its product as uncharacterized. The coding region runs from base 1 to 3438 and encodes 1145 amino acids. Lineage: Eukaryota; Metazoa; Arthropoda; Insecta; Diptera; Culicidae. The record is from RefSeq and is a predicted model, not a curated record. The transcript is spliced from 5 exons. Gene Ontology annotation, molecular function: nucleic acid binding; zinc ion binding.
AUGGACGACCAAUUGCUGAAGAUCCCGCCUUUUGAGUGCGACUCCAUUCCUCUGUCUGAGAUUAGACAGAAGUGGUAUGACUAUAAGAGACAAUUUGAAUACGUUGCCAAAGCUAUCGGAAAGAAGAAAAAGAAGAAGCUUAAGGACAUCUUUCUGGCUGUUGGAGGCCGGCAGCUACAAAAGGUGUAUGAAGGCCUACCCGGAUGUUCUGGUGACGCUGGAGAUGACUUGGAAACUACAAUCAAGAAGCUGGACGAAUACUUCGCUCCCAAGAGACACGAUACGUUCGAAAGGUACUCCUUCUGGUCCCUGAGUCCACAGCAAGAUGAAACACUGGAUAAAUUUCUUCUACGGGCAAAAACUCAAGCCUCCAAGUGCCAGUUCGGUGCGACUGAGCAAGACAGCAAAGAAGCAGCUGUCGUUGACAAAAUCGUGAUGCUGGCCCCUCCCGACCUCCGCCGGAAAAUCUUGGAAAAAUCGACCAUCAAUUUGGAUGAAUUGACGAAACUCGUAAACUCACACCUAUCCGUUCAGCAGCAAGUUCGCGAGCUGGGACAAUCUGGAAAUAACCCAAGAAAUACGAUCGAGACACAUCGCAACUCUGGUACUCCCGUUUAUAAAAUCUCAAGCGUUCCAGACUAUCGUAGGGGUAACAAGGCCAGCGCAUCCGGUGAAUCAGGAUACCACGGAGUCAAGAAAUUCCAUGCGCCGGAGUACCGCCGAGGAGAAUGUUUUAGAUGCGGAAAGUCACACAAGCCCAACGAAUGCCCAGCUAAGCACGUCCAAUGCCGUAAUUGCAACAUCAUCGGACAUUUCGCUAGAAUGUGUCUGACACCAGUCGGCAAACGCAAAUUUGACACGGAAAAUGCAUCACGACACCCCGAACCGAUCAAGAAACAACGAGUGAACGCCGUGAACGAAGUUAAACCUGAUGAAGCAGCUGAACCCGAAACAAGAUGUGAGUCUUUCAUAUAUGCGAUAAGUGACAAUCAUGACGAACUGGUGUGGUGCAAAGUUGGCAACGUUUUGAUUGAAAUGAUGAUAGAUUCCGGGUCGAGAUACAAUAUUAUCGAUGAAGCAACGUGGGUUUAUCUGAAGAACAGGGAAGCAGUUAUGGAGGAUAUCAGACCCUCGACCAAGAGCCUGUCAGCCUAUGCGCAGAAUGGUCAAUUAAACAUCGUGUGCACCUUCAACGCCAGGAUCACAGUCGUUGAUACCUCAACCUGCAAACUCAUUGACGUUUGCUUCUUCGUUGUGAAGGAGGGGAAACAGAAUCUGUUGGGUCGAGAAACGGCAAAACAGCUUGGUGUGCUCUUGAUAGGUCUACCGAGUGUAAUCAAUUCAGGUUGCAUUCAACAUCUUACUGAAAAUGUGGAAAAAUUCCCAACAAUUAAAGGCGUAAAGUUACGCAUUGAUAUUGAUGAUCAAGUAACACCAGUAGCUCAACACGUUCGACGGGUACCCAUCGCUCUCCAACGAAAAGUUGGGGAGCAACUGAGCAAACUUCAGAAGCUGGGGAUAAUCGAGAAGGUCAACGAACCGAGCCCAUGGGUGUCCCCUAUGGUGGUGGUAAUAAAAGAUAACGGAGACGUCCGUCUAUGUGUAGACAUGCGGAGGGCUAACACUGCGAUUAGAAGGAAAUACCAUAUGAUUCCCACCCUCGAUGAUUUACUCACUAGAUUCAACGGUUGCAAGUGGUUUUCAAAACUCGAUAUCAAGGACGCAUACCACCAAGUCGAGCUCGAUGAGUCAAGUCGGUACAUAACAACAUUCAUCACGCAUAUGGGAAUGUUUCGGUACACCAGGCUGAUGUUUGGGAUAUGCAGUGCAUCUGAGCACUUUCAGCAGAUUAUCGAGCAACUGUUAUGCGAUUGCCCUUUGGCCCACAACUAUCAGGACGACAUAAUCAUUGCCGCCAGAACGGAGGAAGAGCACGAUCAGGCGCUAAAGGCAGUGCUCGAUAAGCUGGAGGAGCACAACGUCGUUUUGAACCAGAAUAAAUGUCAGUUUAAAACCACCGAAACCAAGUUUCUAGGUCAUAAUGUCUCCCAAGAUGGCAUUACACCGAAUGAGGAGAAAAUAAAAGCCAUUCAACAGUUCAGGACGCCAAAGAAUGCUGAAGAAAUCCGGAGCUUUUUGGGCCUAGUCGGCUACGUGGGUCGAUUCAUUCCAGACUUAGCCACCAAAACCUACGAACUACGACAGCUAAUGACCAGGGGCGAUGCAAAAGUCAUAUGGAUGUCACACCAUGAGAGCGCCUUCAAUGCACUUAAAAAUGCACUAUGUGAUGUCCCCGUAUUAGGCUUCUUCGACAAUUCUAAGCGAACAAGAGUAAUCGCGGACGCAUCUCCAGUAGGCUUGGGGGCAGUUCUGGUGCAGUUCAACGAUGAUUCCUGUAACGAGCCGGUGGUGAUUUCAUAUGCAAGACGUAUCGAACGCUGGGUACUCCGUUUGCAACCGUUCAAAUUUCGAGUCGUAUACAAACCCGGUAAGGAAAAUAUUGCCGAUCCUCUAUCAAGACUAUCCAUGUCUGAGGAAGAAGAGGAGAUAGACCUAACGGACGACCGACUAUACAUCCGCGCCAUUACCGAGUCAGUUGCGAUCGAUGUGUCUGAGAUUAAAACCGCCAUUGAUUCCGAUUUCGAACUACAAUUAGUGAAGGAAGCCAUGUCAUCCGGCAUGUGGGACAGCGACGCCGUUAAGGAAGGAGCAAAGGACUAUAUACCGUUCCAGAAGGAUUUAAGCCUCAUAGAUGACCAUGUUAUUCGUGGAUGCAGACUAGUGAUUCCCCGCCAGUUACGACCCAGGAUGCUACAGCUGGCGCACGAAGGCCAUCCAGGCGAAACAAGCAUGAUUAAAAGGCUUCGUGAUAGAGUGUGGUGGCCCAACAUGGAUAAGGAGGCAAGAAAAACCGUUAAGGAAUGUGAAGGUUGCCGUCUGUGUGAUCAGCACGUGCUGGAACCGCAGGAACCAGUGAUCACGGGCAAAACCACCACGGGUGCCAGCAUCACGAGUGACCAGACCGACACGGACAGAACAGGAAAAGAUCGCAGGAGCACAGCGAGGCCAGCCAAUAUAAGAACCGAAGCCCUCGCCAAAGCCGUCAAGGCUCACAUCCAGAAAAGAGGCUUUCCAUUGGAAUGGGUCGCCCACGGUCGGGAACCUCGACCGGCGACGGACAUUCGGAGGCAGGCACGAGAUCCGAACAAGUUGCGGGAGGCGAGAGAAGGAGCCGCACAGGAACCCGAACUCGGAACCGACUGGCGAGCGCCCUUCCGUCGAGGCCAAAUCCGGCGCAUCCGGCGGAGAUACGACGAUCAGGGCAGUGGUUCGAGCGCUGUACCACGACGCACGGGCGAGCCAGCGACAUUACGAUUCGAGACCAUUUCCGAGCAUCGAGACCCCAUUCGUGGCGCCUUUUUGCCCUGGCUGCGGUGA